This is a messenger RNA of Fusarium vanettenii 77-13-4, 1344 nucleotides long. RefSeq lists its product as uncharacterized. The transcript has 2 exons. Bases 1 to 1344 code for a protein of 447 amino acids. The record is from RefSeq and is a predicted model, not a curated record. NCBI's taxonomy places the organism in Eukaryota, Fungi, Ascomycota, Sordariomycetes, Hypocreales, Nectriaceae.
AUGGCCACUCACUCAGUUGUCACCGAUCCCGCCGAAAUCCGGACCGAAUCCCCUGAACAAUGGAGUGACUGGACACCCGUUCUAGGUGGCUGGAUGCGGCGAAGGCCGAGGGUUCCAGGCAUGAAUGGCCACUGGGGCAAGUGGUAUCUGAACCGAAGCCUUAACCGACGUUUCAAACAUAACCAACAUUUCAGGUUCGACCCGGUGUCAAACACAACGCAUAUGGAGACGGCCACAGAGGAGUUGCAGUUUCACUGGAAAGACUUGGACCCGGCCAGCGUCACGUCACGAGAUUGUGAUGCAGGGAGUGAUGAGAGAGAUUUUGAAGAAUUAAGAGCUGCUCUAUCUGAGCUCGAAUCGAAGCACAGCAACAUUGCGCCUAAUCAUGAACUCAAAGGUCAACUGCAUGGAGUUUCCUCCACCAUAACCUUGGAGAAAUCCAAAUUGGACUCCUUUGCCGCCUAUGUCGCUUCGACCCCCAACCACACCGUGGCAACGUCAAGCUCAGUUACUGAAACGGCGACCACAGUAGCCACAUGGAUCUUUGGCACAAUUAUGGCCGGGGUUGGUGUAGGGACCAUGCGUGCCACGCAAAAGACUGCCGAAGCGGGCACGAGGAGUGCUGUAGCUGGCGAGAGUUCAGCUCUCUCUAGUAGGAAAAGUGCCGCGGCGGCUGAAGAGUCAGCGCGAGCGGCUACAAAGAGUGCCCAAGCGGCUGAGAAUGGUGUUGCGGUUAUGCAAAAGCAACUCGAGGUCAUGAUUCAGGACAAGCGAGGACCUCCUCCUGCAACAAAUAGUAGCAUUGGUCCCCCCGCCGAUAACAGCGGCUCUGGGACAGGGUCUGUUAAGGCGAUAAGGUCGGAUGCAGAGAUAUCUGGAGAACAGCAAACAGCACGAAGCGUUUCGACAGCGACGCCUCCUGCUCCCGGAGCUAUGUUGGCCUCUGCACCAGUGGAUGCUCCGCAAGAGGGGGUAUCAACAGGAGGAUCCCCAGAACAGAUGGAUCCAGUCCAGACUCUAGAAGCGACUCAGAAUGCGGUUACGAGCGAAAGACGAGCAGUCCCCAUCAAUACGACUCCAUCAGCCAUGAUGACGACAGCCAACAUAUCUUUGCCCCAGGCUCCAACCUCGAAUCCCGGAGAGCUAUCUGUUAAGCGAAAUCCUCCGAAACAAGUAUCCAGGGUCAGAACCAACGGCAUAACACUCCCGAAAGAGACGAUUUGCCGGAAGGAGGGGUGUUUGAGGAAUAUUACAGUGGCUCAAGAUGAGCUACAAUUACGGAAACAAGAGAGAGAAAGGAUGAAUACUGCAUCUACGGACGAGCUCGGUCCGCAGACGCCAUAA